Molecule: messenger RNA, 5648 nt
Organism: Xenopus tropicalis (tropical clawed frog)
Lineage: Eukaryota; Metazoa; Chordata; Amphibia; Anura; Pipidae
Gene: itga11
Product: integrin subunit alpha 11
Exons: 30
Coding region: 114-3680 (1188 amino acids)
Biological process (GO): cell adhesion
Cellular component (GO): integrin complex; membrane
Source: RefSeq, a predicted model, not a curated record
CUCAGUCUGCUAUGAAACUCUCCAGCCUUGGAGCCAGGGAAUAACGGGGACUGAAGUGGGGAAGUUGCAGCAUCACCGGCUACCAGUCUGGCAGAGUGAGUGCUGCUGAGAGCAUGGACCUGUGUAGAAGACUUAUGGCUGCCUGGGCUCUGUGCCUGCUGCCAGGCCUCACCGACACAUUCAACAUCGACACCAAGAGACCACGGAUCAUUUCGGGCUCUAAGGACGCAUUCUUUGGGUACACCGUGCAGCAGCAUCAAAUUGCCGGAAAAAAAUGGUUGGUGGUGGGUGCCCCAUUUGAUGUCAAUGGUCCACAGAAGACUGGUGAUAUCUACAAAUGUUCAGUCACCAAUGAUACUUCCAAUGACUGCACCAAGCUUGGCAUCGGCAGGGUGACUCUGUCCAAUGUCUCGGAGAGAAAGGAUAACAUGCGCCUGGGAAUGAGUUUAGUCACAAACCCCAAAGAUAAUAGCUUUGUGGCCUGCAGUCCUCUCUGGUCCCAUGAGUGCGGAAGUUCUUAUUAUACCACUGGGAUGUGCUCCAGAGUCAACUCCAACUUCCGUUUCUCCAGGAUUGUUGCUCCUGCCCUACAGAGGUGCCCCACUUUCAUGGACAUUGUUAUCGUGUUGGACGGAUCUAACAGCAUCUAUCCUUGGGUGGAGGUGCAAAGUUUUCUUAUCAGCAUUCUGCAGAAAUUCUACAUCGCUCCAGGGCAAAUACAGGUUGGUGUGUUGCAAUACGGAGAGACCGUAGUACACGAAUUUUAUCUAAACAACUAUCGCUCAGUAACAGAUGUGGUAGAGGCUGCAAAACGCAUUGAGCAACGAGGAGGGACGGAAACACGCACUGCGCUGGGGAUUGAAAAAGCAGUCACAGAAGCAUUCCAGCGUGGAGGUAGAAAGGGAGCCAAAAAAGUCAUGAUCGUUAUUACAGAUGGAGAAUCACACGACAGCCCCGACCUACAGAGAGUGAUAGAGAGCAGCGAAAAAGACAAUAUAACGCGUUAUGCAGUAGCGGUUUUAGGGUACUAUAACAGACGAGGGAUCAAUCCAGAAGCGUUCCUAAAUGAGAUCAAGUACAUUGCUAGUGACCCUGAUGAUAAGCACUUCUUCAAUGUGACAGAUGAGGCUGCUCUGAAGGAUAUUGUGGAUGCACUUGGGGAGAGAAUAUUCAGUCUGGAAGGAGGUACGAAUAAAAAUGAGACAUCCUUUGGUUUAGAAAUGUCCCAGGCAGGAUUUUCAUCACAUGUUGUGGAGGAUGGUAUAUUGCUUGGUGCAGUUGGCGCUUAUGAUUGGAAUGGAGCUGUGCUGAAAGAGACCAGCUCUGGAAAAGUGAUACCUCGUAGAGAAUCCUACCUGAAAGAGUUUCCUGAUGAACUCAAGAACCAUGGCGCUUACCUUGGUUACACAGUCACCUCCGUGAUGACAUGGCAGCGGGUCAGGAUCUACGUUGCGGGGGCUCCACGGUUCAACCACACAGGGAAAGUGAUUGUCUUCACUAUGCAUGGGGCAGAGAACAUGACCAUACACCAGGCCCUUCAAGGAAAUCAGAUCGGAUCCUACUUUGGUGGUGAGAUGGAUUCUGUGGAUGUAGAUGGUGACGGUGUUACUGAUAUACUGUUGGUUGGAGCACCAAUGUACUUUAUUGAUGGAUGGGAGAGGGGCCGGGUGUCAGUCUUCGUUUUAAGAGAGAGACAAUUCAUUCACAAUGGAUUCCUGCAAGACUUAAACAGCUCCCAGAAUUCACGCUUUGGGUCCUCCAUUGCCGCAGUACCAGACCUCAACCAGGACCUUUACAAUGAUGUUGUGGUUGGGGCUCCUCUUGAGGAUAAUCACAAGGGGGCCAUUUAUAUCUUCCAUGGUUUGAGAAAAAACAUUCUAAAGAAGUACAAACAGCGUAUCUCCGCUGCUGAGUUGGCUCCAGGUCUGGUCUAUUUUGGCUGCAAUAUCCACGGGGAAAUGGAUAUGAAUGAAGAUGGGCUGGUGGACCUGGCAGUAGGAUCCAUGGGAAAUGCUGUCCUGCUGUGGACACGCAGUGUUGUGAAGAUAAAUGCCACUAUGCACUUUGAACCUCCAAAGAUCAACAUUUUCAGCAAGGACUGCCACAGGAAUGGGCGGGAGGCCACCUGCAUGUCGGCCUUUAUAUGUUUCUCCCCCAUGUUUAAAGCUCAGCAGUUCCAAGGACAAAAUGUUGCCAUCAAGUACAAUGUGAGCAUAGAUGAACGGAGGUACAUCCCCCGUGCUAUAAUUGAUGACAUCGGAGGAGACAAACAUUUUGUGAAAACCAUCAGAGCCACCAGCGGGCACAACCAGUGCCAACAGCUCAACUUCCAUGUUCUGGAUACAGCUGACUAUGUGAAACCCAUAACCUUUUCCCUGGAGUAUGAGUUGGCAUUUUCAGACCAAGGCCCUGUGUUAGAGGAAGACUGGCCUACAUCUCUAAAAGUUUCGGUUCCAUUCUGGAACGGAUGUAACCAGGAUGAGCGAUGUGUGCCCGAUCUCUACCUUGAUGUGAAACAUGAUAUCCCUACAGCACUGGAGUACUGCCAGCGUUUCCUCUACAGAACCCAAUCAGCCUGUACAGAAUUUAUUAGUGCCUUUGACAAUUCAGUCUUCAUCAUCCAGCGCAGUAGGAGGCGGGUGGCACUAGAAGUGGUGUUGGAAAACAGAGGGGAGAAUGCGUACAGCACCGCGCUCAACAUCUCCCACUCCCAGAACCUCCAGUUUGCCAGUCUGAUUACAAAGGAGGAUUCUGAUAUUAAAAUUGAAUGUAAGAGUGAUGACAGAUUUCCACAUACGAAGACCUGUAAUGUCAGCUAUCCUUUUUUCAGGGCUAAGGCAAAGGUGGCAUUCAGGUUGGACUUUGAAUUUAGCAAAUAUCAGUUCCUCCCCUUUCUGCAAGUCCAUCUCUCGGCAGGCAGUGACAGCGAAGAACAAGAGAGUACAAGGUUUGACAACGAGGUUCUGUUGGACUUCCACUUGAAAUAUGAAUCGGACCUUCUGUUUACCAGACACUCAAGUCUGAAUCAUUAUGAAAUAACCUCAGAGGGAUCUGCAGACAGAUACAAUGCAAUUGGGCCUCCAUUCAACAGCUCAUUCAAGAUCCAGAACUUGGGCUUCUUCCCAGAGGAGAUUAACCUUAAGAUCACUGUGCCGGUUGCAACCCGUGGAGGGAACCGGCUGCUCUUCUUGCACAGCCUAAUAAGUGACCAGGAGAAUGCAGUCUGCAACAUUUGGGGCAACAGCACAGACUACCGCAGGAAGCCAACGGAAGAGGACCUGAGCCGUGUACCUCAGCUGAACCACAGUAAUUCUGAUGUGAUAUCCAUUGACUGUGUGCUAAUCCUGGCAUCCAAUCAGGAGGCAUCCUUUAUCCUGCAUGGAGACCUCUGGAGCCGAUCAUUCAGAGCGAUGAAUUUCCGAUCUGUGAAUGUGGUUGUGUUUGCUGCAUUACAGCGCAAGUUCCAAAGCCCCUUCAUCUUCCGAGAAGAAGAGCCCACCCGCCAGAUUACAUUUGCUAUUUCCAAGCAGGAAGAAUGGGAGGUGCCUAUCUGGGUCAUAAUUACCAGCACGUUAGGAGGGCUCCUGCUCUUAGCCCUUCUGGUUCUGGCUCUUUGGAAGCUGGGGUUCUUUAAACGCAGCCACCAUGAGAGGGAGGAAGAGAACAAGGAUAUGGAGUAAACCAUAGAGAAGCAGAUGAGGUCCUCGGCCCUGUGUCAAAGCAUGUCUAUAUUAACCCAGAAUUUGGGGCUGGAGGCAAAGGCUACAUCAUACCCUGAGGACUUGAACCAAAAAGCAGGGAUCUCUCAGAAACACUUUUCUGACAAGGCCCAACAGCCUUCCAGUAAUAGAGAUUAUUGGCUAUAGGUGGUGACUUAUUGGUGUUAAUGGGCCAAAGCUUUUAUUUAUUUCAUCACUGACUUGACAAGAGACUUCCACACAAGGACUGACCCUACAUAUCCUCAAAGCUUCUGCUCAGGGAGCAAACCAAGGAGACCACUCUGUUUCUCUGGAAAGCAGUGCUUACGGGACUUACCUGCAAUUACAGGACUUACCGUUGUCUUCUCUUGUAUUGUUCAAAGCCAUAGAAUUUAACAAAGCCACCAUCAAAUCCACAAAACAAAGAUCUGGAUGACCGUUCUAUUUUCUUAUUUGCAUAACGAUUGCAGACCAUGUAUUAUAGACAUGGAGAGUACGACAUCUAUUCCUGCGUUGUUCCCUCAAAUGGAUUCAGGGCACACUCUUUGUUCAAUGACUAUUGAAUCUGACUAAGGAACAGCCAUGUGGGGCAGAGCGAGAACCACAGAAUUACUUGCUUGUCAUUACAUAUACAGUAUAGCCAUAUGGCACAAAAUGAUUGCGACCUGAAUAAGCCAAACCAUUUUCUCUUUGUAAAUCAGGGAAUCUCAUUCAGCUGGUCAGUAAGAAUUCUAUCUGUGCACCCACAUAAACCACAAUAAAAAUGCUGUGGUGAAGAUCUUGGCUUGUGGUACACACUGUUAAGCUUCCAGAGGACUACAGGGAUCCCCAUGUAGUGCCAUAUAUCAGAGAGCCUCUGGCUCCAUUGUCAUGCACACUCUAAUAAUACACAGUUAUUACUGUAAAGUAUCUGUUUUGUAAUGCUUCAGUACAGUCAGUUAGCGAAACGAUUAGAUUAAAGGGGAUCGCAUCAAUCAACAUGUUUCAUUACUGAGCGGCCAGCAGCACAAGCUCAUUAAACAUAAACGCGACAUGUAUGUAGGUCAGUGCAGCAGUAAGCUGAUAGCAUUCUGCCUGUUACACAGCUUUCUCUUAUUCCUGUUUGCUGUAGUUCUUUUCUAAUCUGCAGCCAUCAGUGUGCCCUGGUCUGAGCUCCAGCCCAUGUGCUACAGGCAUUUCAUACAGUGAAAGUGCAAUGGGGAAGGCAUGGACGCGUGCGACAUACAGUACGUUAUCCAUUACCAACUCCAUCACCAUGCUUGUCUUAACUAAGCAGCCAUGUUUGUCACUGUAUUACCUGGACAUGGUAACUUAUUAUUGGGCGGGGGGUGUAUAUUAAUAUGUUUUAUUUAGCAUACUUGUGUAACCAACAUUUUGGCCCACAUUAGGGACUUUAUCAAGGACCUUGAUAAAGGCCUUAAAUGUGGGAUGAAACGCUGGAUACACAAAUAUGCUGAAUAAAAGAUAUUGAUUGGUUCACAAAAAAUGGAGUGCUGGUCCAUAUAAACAUUUUUAAAUUAUAAUUAGACCUAGCACCCAUGAUUGCGCAAGACUAGACUGCGUGCAAACACUUUCCAAAUAGGUAUCAGCUCAUAAUGAUGAUUAAUCAAACAUUUCUAUUUCAUGACAGUAGAGGGCCAUUAGCCAUGCAUCCAAGUGUCAUAAUUGGGUAUCAACUCAACAUGUGUCCUAGUCGACAGUGCUGUAACUGAAAUAUAAAAACUACUUUUGCAAAGGCUUAAGUUAAUGUCUGAGUGGGGGCAGAAUUCAAACUGGACCUUCAGAUUCUCUGCCGCAUCUCCCCAGGCACAUUCCCCGCAACACUAUAAGUGGCAAGAGCUGAAAACAACAGGGGUGAAAAUACUAAAUAUUAAAAGGUAUGGGAUCUAUUAUCCAGAAUGCUUGGAACCUGGGUUUUCCCAGAUAAUGGAUCUUUCUGUGACAUACCUU